UCUAGUGUUCCUGCCUGUUCCUUUGUUUUCCCUGUUCUGGCUUAUUCGCUGUGUUUUUGGAACCCCUUUGUGUUUUCUGGAUUACCUUUGUUUGGACUUUGCCUUGAGCUCUAUGGAAGUUUUGCUGAAUAAAUCUUUUGUUUGAACUGCAUCCUCCUCUUGCCUUGCCAUUGUCUGCACUCAGCGCUCCCCGUGACCAGAUUAGGAUGUUUCUCCUGUUUUGCAUCCUUUGCCUGAUGCCUCCAAGUGGCUACAGUCAGCUCAGUGGUCCACCUGGUCCACCUGGUAUACUUGGUCCACCUGGUCCACCUGGUCGACAUGGUCCAUCUGGUCCCAAAGGUGAACGUGGAUUUACUGGGCCAGCGGGACCUCCUGGAUUUCCUGGACCUGCUGUAAUCUGUGGACGAGAUGUGUUUGGCUCCAUUAACCAGGACCUUGAAGCCUUAAAGAACACCCACAAAAAGAAAGUUGUUUUUUUUUUUUUUUCUUCAGCUACAAACUAUGUUUUUUUCCGGAGGGUUGGUCAGAAAUACUUUGUGUCUAAUAAGGAGAGAGGCUCUUUCUCUGGGGCCACAGAGUUCUGCUCCCAACGAGGCUUGGAGCUGGCUUUGCCCCAGAACGAGGAGGAGAACAGAGUACUGACUCAAGUGUUUGGGGAUGUUGACAAAAUGGCCUGGAUCAACGUCAACAAUAAAAAAGCAGAGGGGAAUUUUGCAACAGAUCUGAAAAAUCGACCUCUGACCUUUACCAAAUGGGGAGAAGGGCAGCCAGACAAAUCCAUCCAGGACACAGGCUGCACCAUGCUGUCAGAAAAUGGUGUUUGGCGAGUGACACACGAAUGCUCCUUAAAUGCUUACAUCAUUUGUCAGAUAUAGAAGGUUCUUAUAUCAUUGCUCUUACUUCCACAUGUAACACUCCCUAAAUCAUCAUCAUCAGCAUGACAUUAUUACUGAUGCAAAGACCUCUUCCUUUAUGAAAAAGUAUCAAAGUACAUAAUUAAAGGAUAUUAUAAGAACAAGACAGGGUUCGAGACUAUUUUCACUGGGAGCACUGUAGCCCCUAACUGAAAAGUUUAGGGAAACAGGCAGAAAUUUUAGGGGCGCGAAACUUAAAUUGACCUGUAACGCAAUAUUUCACAUUUUCCCCAUUUUAACUGUAUUAUUAAUAAAUGCUUUGGCAAUAAAUACAGAA
Messenger RNA from Micropterus salmoides (largemouth bass), 1191 nucleotides. RefSeq names its product mannose-binding protein C-like. The record is from RefSeq and is a predicted model, not a curated record. Lineage: Eukaryota; Metazoa; Chordata; Actinopteri; Centrarchiformes; Centrarchidae. The transcript has 6 exons. Bases 207 to 875 code for a protein of 222 amino acids.